AUGGUGAAGACGUUUCAAGCGUAUCUCAGUCCUCAGUGUCACAGAAAGUACAGUUGUAUUCACUGUCGGGCUCACCUGGCCAACCACGACGAACUUAUUUCGAAGGUGAGACCUUUGUUUUUAGCGAAAAUAAAGUCAGUUUUAGAGGAAUCGCAUGUUUAUGUUCCAGUUCGUGACAACAACAGCCAUGUUGAUUUUAGAUGUAAUUUUCGCUUUCAGUCGUUCCAAGGUAGCCAAGGCCGAGCUUACUUGUUCAACAAAGUGUAAGUUGUUAUUUUAUGAAAGAUUCAUUUUACAAUGUAAUUUUAAGGUGCUGUUUUUCAAUCUAACUGUUUCUUUGAAUUAUUGUAUUCGCAGAGUGAAUGUCGGUUGCGGUCCGGCUGAGGAAAGGGUUCUUUUGACGGGCCUUCAUGCAGUUGCCGACAUUUAUUGCGAGUGCUGUAAAACAACGUUGGGAUGGAAAUACGUGAGUAUUAUUUUCUGUUUUUUCUUUGUAUGGCUGCCCAAUAACACCAGAGUAAUUUCUUGGGAAAAUUUCCCGCGUGUUUUUCGCACUGUCGAAGGAAAACACGCCAUUAUGCAAAUUUCUCGCCAUGAUGACAACAACAGCCCUGAGCGCUCUUAAAAUUAGUGGCCCAAUGUUUCUUUACUUUCAUUUCUUUUCCAGGAGCACGCCUUUGAGAAUAGCCAGAAAUACAAAGAGGGAAAGUUCAUCAUCGAAAUGGCGCAUAUGAUCAAGGAUAAUGGAUGGGAAUAGCGAAAAGGAAGAUAGAAAUUUUUUUUUAUCUCCAGUGGACUUACAUUGGAUUUUGUACAGAGAUAAAUGUUUUAUUCAUAAAUGUUAAGAGAGCUUUUAUAUUUGAAGAAACCACAAGAUAUCCUGAUCUAUCCAUGAGCAGGAUUAUUUAGAACUCUUUCGCAAGAAAAUCGACCUUUUCUUUGUAUAUAGGAGAGAAAUUUCAUGGUUUUAUUGUCGUACAACAUUAACAUUAUUAUUGCAUCGGCUACAUAAUGUAAAUAGAUUUGAAGGUGCAAUGCGAGAGCUUAAGAUGAUGAUUUCUUCUUUAUCUAUUGCCUGUACAGUUGUGUUCGCUAAUACGGUAAAUUUUUGUAAAUAUGAAAAUAGUAUUGUUGUAUUCUAUGGUUAAUUUAAGUCGAACGAACGAAUCAAUGAAAAUGAAAGUUGUUAGUCUCUUGUCUAAUUUUCUUGUGGGGGUAAUCGAUCGUCAAUUUGCAUCCGUGUUUGUGCCAAAAAGCAUUCAGCAAUAUAUUUCAGUUGUAAACAUCGUGGGAAAUGUUAGAUCUUUUAAAUGAAAUGCUUCUUACUUAGGUUGCA
Molecule: messenger RNA, 1336 nt
Organism: Porites evermanni
Lineage: Eukaryota; Metazoa; Cnidaria; Anthozoa; Scleractinia; Poritidae
Source: the annotation of a GenBank genome assembly